UACUUUGCGGCGCUGGGAAAAAAAGAUCCGGAGGUCUGUCUCCCGGGUUUUGCUGCUACUGUCACCUGGAGGGCGGUGCACCCUGAGGCUGCAUUUCUUCCCUGAGCGUUAAGGGACAAGCAGUUCAGCCCUUUUCCGUGCUGGUUGGAUUUGCUUGAAUUUGUUCCUAGUCACUGCUCAUGUAAUGCACUCCCUUAACCAGGAAAUUAAAGCAUUCUCCCGGAAUAAUCUCAGGAAGCAAUGCACCAGGGUGACAACGCUAACCGGAAAGAAAAUUAUAGAGACAUGGAAAGAUGCCAGAAUUCAUGUUGUGGAAGAAGUAGAGCCGAGCAGUGGGGGUGCUUGUGGUUAUGUGCAGGAUCUUAGCUUGGACCUGCAAGUUGGCAUUAUUAAGCCAUGGUUGCUUCUGGGGUCACAAGAUGCCGCUCAUGAUCUGGAUACACUGAAAAAGCACAAGGUGACUCAUAUUCUCAAUGUUGCAUAUGGGGUUGAAAAUGCUUUCCUCAGUGACUUCAUAUAUAAGAACAUUUCUAUAUUGGAUCUGCCUGAAACCAAUAUCCUGUCUUAUUUUCCAGAAUGUUUUGAAUUUAUUGAACAAGCAAAAAUGAAGGAUGGAGUGGUUCUUAUUCAUUGUAAUGCAGGAGUUUCCAGGGCAGCUGCAAUUGUAAUAGGUUUCCUGAUGAAUUCUGAAAGAAUCUCAUUUACCAGUGCUUUCUCUUGGGUGAAAAAUGCGAGGCCUUCCAUAUGUCCAAAUGCUGGUUUCAUGGAGCAGCUUUGUAUAUAUCAAGGGGGCAAAGAAAGCAAUAAGUGUGACAAAAUACAGGAAUUAGAAAGGGACAACAGUUCAUGAGUUACAUUCUUGAGAUACUGAACAACUGCAAUUUCUGAGUUGGCUUCUAUAGCUACCUUUCCCCUUUUUGUGGAGAUCAGGUGAAUAAAAACUUCCUUUUCUCUUGCCUUUUUUCAAGUGGAAAUGGAGGUCAAUUGAUUGUCCUGAGCUAGUGUAUAAAUAAUUUAAAAAAUAAUUUUAUGUUUUCUUUGGUAUUAUAAUGCCUGAUUAAAUGCUUCUUUGAUUUGCUAAGAGAGAAUAACAAUGUAUUACCAAUAAUUGAUUUAUGUAGAAGGAAAAGUUUUAAAUUUGAAAUCUAUGUUAGAACAUAGAAAGAUUAAAUCGGUUGAUUAAGAUUUAGUAUUUUUCUGUUCUACAAAUGUUUCCAUGAAGGAAAAAACAUGAAAUUCUACUUGACUUACUGUUUAAGAGGGAGAUAAAUUUCUCUGUAAAUAACUUAAGAUUAAAAACCAAUACCUUAAACCUUCCAAAGAGGUAAACAAAGUAUGAAGGUUUGCACUAUAUUUAUAUAGUGGUUACCAUAGUCACAAAAUUUUUAUUGUCUUUUUAUGAAAAUGUACCCACUUUUCAUUUUGAUUUUUUAAAAAUCUGAUUCUAUCCCUUGCAUUUAUUUUUAAGUUUUUAUAUAGAUUUUCUUUCUUAUAUUAUUAUGAGCUUAUGGUUCUUUAAUUAGGUGAUCUAGUCUCUUACAUUGUGUGCUUUUUAUCUUGGGUUCCUAGCAUUCUGUUUUUGGGUCCCAUGUCAUAAUUUUUUGAUCUCCUUGGAUCUGUGGAAAAAUGUUUUAUAGAUCAUUUUUCAGAUGUAAUUUGUUCAAUGAUCUGUUUUCUAGUUUGAUAUUCUACUAGAGAACAUAUUUUUUAAGGAAAGAAGGGUUAUGGUUUUGUAAAAAAAAAUUUAAAUACAUUCUUAGAAAGCAUAAAAUCAUUUACAAUUUUAUCUCUGGCCAGAGGCUUUUGAAUAGUUUAUUUUUUAAAAAAUUAAGUCUUCAUAUUGGCAAGGAUGAAAUUGACAUCAUAAAUUUGCUUAAAGAUAUUAUUUAUCUUUUUCAAAAUAAAACGUACUUAAAAUUACCUAUAAUAAUUAAGAUAGGAUUUAGUAGCUUUCAAGUAGCCUUCAUGACUUAGAAAAUAUCAUUGCCAUUUAGAUUGUAUUAGGAAGGUCCUGAACUCUUCUGAAAUACAUGUUAUAGAGAGCAAGCAUAUUCCUGUACGUAAGUUGGAAAGUGUAUAUUGAGCACGUCCAUGCAUUUGAGAAAGCAGGCUUUCUUAUGCUGUCAGGAGCAAAAAGUAGAAGUGAUAAAUAAAAAGUAUGUUUCGAGAUUGCUUAUAGACGGACAAAAUGCCAUCACAUGCAAAGCUAUGAACAUUGCUUCUGUUGAGAAGCAGCAUAAAUGUAGUCAACCUACAGUGAGCUAUUCGAGGCCAGCCAAGGCAGACAGAAUCUUCUUUAUGAGACUGUAUAAUGUUGUCUCUGUAGUCAGUAUUGCUGAGGGUUUGCAGAGUGAACCUUUUCCAUUUACAUGAAAACAUUUAUUUAAAUACAUUUUCUUUUGCUUGGUGCUGUUCAGUUUUCAGCCAUUAAAUGUGACAGGAAGCCCUGAAUAGAACUUUUUCAUGAUGGAUAAUGUAUUACUUAUGUUUGUAGCUUGUAUGCUUAGUUGUUGCCUGUAAUGAUCUAGUUAUGGUAUAAGCUCCUAUCUUCUCAAUCACUUACAGAAGUGCUUUGAACAUUGAACACAGUAGUUUGCUGUAUCGAAAAUAGAUCAAUGAAUGCAAUCCAGUCUUUAAAGUUAGGGGUAUUAUGUAAGGCAAUGAUGGGUCAUAUAUAUAUAUAUAUGUUUAUUGUGUUUCCCAUGGAUAUGUCACUCUGUUAUACCUAUUUAUAAAAAGGAAUUUCAUCAUUAUGAUUCUUUAUGUCACAUAUUAUAAAUGAAAAAAGUGUAUACCAAAUAUAAGUAUGUUUUCAGGGAGAGGGAAAAUAUUUCGAAGAGUUUUUACCUCUUUUAAAAUAGAUUUUUCUGCCAUUUAAAGAUUUUUUUUGCUUUCUUGUUUUUUUCCUACCAUUUUUUAAAAGGAAGAGAAAAUGAAAGUAUCAUUUGUUCUUAAACAUUGAAAAGAAAUAUAGAGCCUUCCUAGCAACCUGAGAAGGAUGAGCAGAGCAAAGGUACUGGAAUAAAUGAUAAAAUUCUAUUUAUUUGAGGUCAAUAUUUUUUAAGUGUUUUGCUAACUUUAUGCUUUAGUAUAGGUGUGUGAUGACAUAUAAUUUUCAUUGAAAACUAAGAAAUAUUUACAUUUUUGGAAAAACUAAAGAAAUCUUUUUUUAGAUUCUUUAGGAUAAAAUUUAGACCAUUAACUCAAGACACAGAAUCAGAGGAAAUGGAGUAUAGUAUUUUAAAUGGUUGCUGCAGUUUUACUUUUGCAUCCUUUCUUCCUUGUUGAACCUUGAUUGACAUGUAUGAAUAUAGCACACUUAUAUAGUAUAAAUAUGUAUUAUGUAACCUAGGGAUUAUACUUGGAUUAUGAUUGAUAAUUUCUGUGGUGAUGGGGAAACCCUGAACUUGUCACGUGAUAUUAGUAACUAAGAUGGUUCAAAUGUAUGUAGCAAGUCCCCCUCAAAGAUAAUUUCUUUAAAAGUCCUUGAAUGUAGCAAGUAUAAAUCAGACCUUAUAACCUCACCCAGUGAGUUAAGCAAAGCUACAAUACAUUUAAAAAUAACGUAUAUAGCACAAUGAAUUAUUUAUUUUUCCAGGUGACUCUAAAUAGUUGAUUUUUCUGCCCGAAGGAUCCUGAACAUAUUUAGUCACUCUGUAGUUAUUUAAGAAUUUAAACCCAGAAGAUGAAAAAGUUUUAUAUUCCUGUACAUCAGUAGAAUUUACAGUUAACAUAUAUAUGGUUUGUUUUCAUUGAUAUGCUUUAAAAAUAACAUAACCUUUCUAUUUUAAGUGAAGCUUGACUUGUUUUAUAUGUACCCUGUUUAUAAUAUACCCUUUAUUGUUUCUAAUGAUAUACUUUAAUAAAAUAAUAAAUUUACCACU
Pteropus alecto (black flying fox) is the source of this 3884-nucleotide messenger RNA. It is a transcript of the gene DUSP19, whose product is annotated as dual specificity phosphatase 19. The coding region runs from base 185 to 850 and encodes 221 amino acids. The record is from RefSeq and is a predicted model, not a curated record. NCBI's taxonomy places the organism in Eukaryota, Metazoa, Chordata, Mammalia, Chiroptera, Pteropodidae. Gene Ontology annotation, biological process: protein dephosphorylation; regulation of MAP kinase activity. Gene Ontology annotation, cellular component: cytoplasm. The transcript has 4 exons. Gene Ontology annotation, molecular function: JUN kinase phosphatase activity.